Linum trigynum is the source of this 3905-nucleotide messenger RNA. Lineage: Eukaryota; Viridiplantae; Streptophyta; Magnoliopsida; Malpighiales; Linaceae. The record is from the annotation of a GenBank genome assembly.
UACAAUUGUCCAACCGAGCGAAUCCAUACAUGAAACAAUAUAAUCUAAGAUCGAUUCAAGAAAAAGUAAAACCAUGUUGAAACUACUUAGUCAACCUUCUAUUAGGGACUAGAGACUAUAACAAUACCCCUUGUGUUGUUAUUGUAACAACACUAGCCUCCAACCAAUAGGAAGCUAGGAUUGUGAUGACUUUUUAUUAGAUGAGUUGACCUAGUGUAAAAUCAAAGCAGGGGUAUAAUUGUCAUUAUGAAAAAUCUGUUUAAAUAAAAAAAUAUUUUUAUUUUCUGCCCAAAAAUUUGGUCGCCUGAAUUCUGCCACUGGUCGCCGGUCACCGAAAUAUGCUUUUUGUCGCCGGAAUAUGCUAUUUUGUCAUCGGAAUAUGCUUACCGUCGCCGGAAUAUGCUUACCGGCGUCGGAAUAUGCUUACCGGCAUCGGAAUCUAGUCAUCGGGGCCGAAAUAUGCUUAUAGGCGCCGGAAUCCGGUCACUGACGGUCACCGGAGUUCGGUCAACGGUCUUCAUUGACCGGUCAACGGUCAACGAUCACCGGAUGUUAUGGUCUGCAUUGUGAGAUUUAUGGUUUGGUUUCUCAUAUUUUUGUACGCCUUUUGUGGUUUGCUUUAUCGUGUUUGUGGUUUGCAUUGAGAAGUUUCUGGUUUGCUUUAUCGUGUUUGUGGUUUGCAUUGUGAGGUUUCUGGUUUGUUUUAAUAUAUUUGUGGUUUUUAUUACAAGGUUUCUGGUUUGCUUUUGUGGUUUGUUUUACCGUGCGUGUGGUUUGCAUUAGGAGGUUUCUGGUGGGCUUUCGCAAAUGUUGUGGUUUGCUUUGUGGGGAUUGUGGUUUGUUUUAGAGGAUUUGUGGUCUCCAUUAAGAUGUUUCUGGUUUGCUUUUUUGUGGUUAUUUAUCACGUGUGUGGUCUGCAUUAGGAGGUUUCUGGUGUAUUUUCGCAAAUGUUGUGGUUUGCUUUGUAAGGCUUGUGGUUUGUUUUAGGGAAUUUGUGGUAUGUAUUAGAAGGUUUUUGGUUUGCUUUUUUGUGGUUUUUUUAUCACGUUUGUGGUCUGCAUUAGGACGUUUCUGGUUUGCUUUUGUGGUUUGCUUUAUCGUGUUUGUGGUUUGCAUUAUGAGGUUUCUGGUGUCCAUUAGAAAUAUUUAUGGUAUGCUUUGUGGGAUUUCUGGUAUGUUUUAGGAGACUUGUGUUUUGCAUUAGUAGGUUCAUGAUAUGCUUUUUGUGGUUUGUUUUACCAUAUUUAUAGUUGCAUUAGGUUUCUGGUAUUGAAAUGCUCAUGUUCUGCAUACCAUAAUAAAUUUUAAGCACUCGACAUCCCAACUAUAUUUCAUCUUACACCAACAUUAAGUUUUGGCUUAACUAAACGCUCGUAAAUGGCCAAGUCCGUUCAGUAAUCAGAGCAAAGCUUCUUCAACCGAACGUUCGCAAGGAAGCAGUGAUCGGAGAGCAAUGCGGUUUCAGUACCGAACUCUCGCAAAAGCGGUGCGGCGGCGCACCACGAGCAGUAUUUCACCCCCGCCACAGCCGCCGCUCGUCCUUUCGCGAUCCUUCGCGCAUUUGUCGCGCAGGUCUCCUCGUCGUCGUAAUUUUGGCAUUGCGUUCGAUAUCGACGGCGUCAUUUUUCGCAGCGAAUGGCCAAUCGGUGGCUCCCCUCAAGCUCUCAAACGCCUCUACGACGAAGACUCCCAGACGGCGACGGGGGUGGUGACGGCGACGGCGGCGGGUAUUGUGGACACGAGCGCCGCGGUUAAUUAUGAGGAUCUGAAUAACCAGCAGAAGAAUCAUGUGCUGUCGCUGGACCUUAAUUUGCCGGCGCCGGAAGAUCUCGACGCCCACCAGCAUCACCGUGCGGAGCAGUCUCCGUCUCUGUCCAAGUUCCAGUUCGCGUCGAAAAAAUGGACGAAGGCGAUGAUGUUCUUGGCUCCGGCGUUGGUCGGGUGCCACUACUGAUCGGAAACAGAAGAGAGAAGGAAGAUGAGGUCUGGUGUGGGAUUAGGGUGGGUUUGAAUUUUUUCUCGUCACUGUAUCAGAAGAAGUCUCUGCCUCCAUCCCUGUCUAUCUCUCUCUCUCUCCAAACUCUGCCAUGUGCGGCUCACGCUCCAUGCUCCCUCCCUUCGUCUUCUUCCCCAUUAUUGCGUAUAGUAACAUGCAGCUGAAGCCAGCCAGGCCAUCAGCAGCGACGACCGCAUAUUCGAUUCCGUCGACGGAAAAGGAUCAACUGGGUCACAUCACCGGGUGCUAGCCUGAACCGUGAUCAAACCUGGGCCGUAACUAGUUUAAGCUAAUCGCUUUAAUGGAGAUAGGCCUUUUUAGUUUAAUGACGCCCAAUCCAUCCGGCCCAAUUUCUAGGGAGGGUUGAAUUUUAAUUUAUUUUAUUAUUUUCAGUAUAAAUUUACCCUUUUGCCCUUAAUGAAUCCUAUUGUUAUUAUAACAACAAAAAGAGUGUUCUUAUACUAUCCGGACCCUAAGAUAAUAUAAUAUACAUAUAAGCUAUAACAGUAGCACUCCAUGGACAAUGAUGUCUCAGAUUUCAAAAUUGGACUCUAUGCAGGAAAAAAAAAACAAAAUAUUUAUUUGAAUAGGAAACUCUCAAAGAUUGUCAGUUGAUAAGAUUUUUAACGGAAAUGCAUUCUCGAAAUACGUACUAUCAAAAUAUGUGUGAUAAGUCAAAUUUGAGUUGAAUAGCCGUAAAACUCACAAAAAUUAUUAAUCUAUACGAAUUUGAAAAUUUAAAAUGCAUCAUAAUCGGAAUACGCAUGGUCGGGCGACAUCUAAAAAUUUGUUGAUUUCCUCUCUAGAUGGUGAAAAGUUAGUUAGCAAUUGAAGAAGCGGUGAAGAAACUAUCAGCAAUUGGAGAGGUGGAGGUUUUUUUGGAUGACCAAAUGGAAUUGCUACUAAAGUUCAUGAUAAUUACAAAAAACUCUCUCAACUUCAGCAAUUCUUCUUCUAGCAACCUCACCCGUCGUCGUCGCAGCACCAGCACCAACAACCCUUCCUCCUUACACUUUUACAAAGAGCGUCGCUCCUAGAUUGAAAUUUUAUGGCUCGUUCGAGGAGUGGAGACGAAGAAUAGAGAGGGAUCCCAAGCAACUUAGGACAUGUUUGGAGGUUGUGAUUCAUAUAAUUGAUGUAUUCUAUCAAUUUGUGUAUUGUAAUUAUAUGUAUUGUCUGAAUAGAUGCAUUUGACAAAUACAUCGUUUGUUUAAUGUGAUUCUACUUUUUGCAAAUAAAAAAACAACACUCAUUUUAGUAAAUAAAGUCAAGUUUGCCCUUUCGUUGUCAUCAACCUUACGACUCGAACUUCCUUUCCGAGAGUUGCCACAUUUUCACUUGAGAACCCAAAAACCCAGAUUCUUUAUACCAGUCCCCUUCCCCUCACCGCCCCUGCAACCAACAAUUGAAACAAUAAAAUUUGGAAUUUGAAACUUUUGGAGACGGAAAGAAAUAGUGAGACAAAGUGAGUGAAGCUUUUCCCCAUUAUGACUUUAUUAUUGCUUGGAGUGGCAGAUUUUUGCAGCAAAGCUCGGCGACAGUAGACGAUGGGGAGCUCGGGAUCGAGCCCGGAUGGAGGUCGUUUUGAAAAUUGAAGGUUGUGUGGGUGAGGUACGAGACACAAUCUUGCCGGAGCAGACUCCUGUUGCUUUCGCUAGAGGAGAGGAAGGAAGAGAUGCAGUCAGUGUGCGGAGGAACGACGAUGGGAGAGAAGCAAAUUAUGAGGGCAAUUCUAAAAUAAGAUAAAAAUAGAAGGGACAAAGAUGGAAUAAAAAAUUAGCAGACAAUCCUUCAUCAACAAUUUCAACUUUGAGUAGAGUUUUUAAAUCACUCAAUUUGAAUGAUUGUGGGUGGGGUCAGAAAAAGGUAAUACAUGAAUUUUGCUUCAAAAUAAACCAGAAAAACGACU